Messenger RNA from Melopsittacus undulatus (budgerigar), 3267 nucleotides. RefSeq names its product zinc finger MIZ-type containing 2 (gene ZMIZ2). The coding region runs from base 176 to 2905 and encodes 909 amino acids. NCBI's taxonomy places the organism in Eukaryota, Metazoa, Chordata, Aves, Psittaciformes, Psittaculidae. The record is from RefSeq and is a predicted model, not a curated record. The transcript is spliced from 19 exons. Gene Ontology annotation, molecular function: zinc ion binding; SUMO ligase activity. Gene Ontology annotation, cellular component: chromatin. Gene Ontology annotation, biological process: regulation of transcription by RNA polymerase II; protein sumoylation.
GAGCCGGGAUCGCGCGCGGGCUGAAAAUCCCGCGCAGCUUCCGCGCAGCCGCCGCGCGCUCCCGGCGCCGCCAAAGGCCAUUUUGGGCCGCUCAGCCACGCCCCCGUGACGGUGACACCGGUGGCACCGGCCCCCAGCGGCCUCGGAGGACCCAGCCUGCGCCCGCCCGCCGCCGAUGAACCCCAUGAACCCCAUGAAACCCUCCCUGCCGCCUGCGCCCCACGGUGAUGGUUCAUUUGCAUAUGAGGCUGUUCCUUGGCAACCGAGCACCAAUCAGACGGCGGGAUCCCUCUCCGUGGUAACCACCGUCUGGGGUGUCAGCAACACCUCCCAGAGCCAGGUUUUUGGCAGCCCCAUGGGUCCGGGGGGGAGCAGCUCCAGCAACCCACUGCUGCCUGGUAUGGCCAGCACCGGCUCAGGGAUGAGCUCACCACCAUUCCUGCCACAGCAGCCCUUUGCCGAGGGGGCACCGGGGAAGGGCUACGUGCAGCCAGGGGUCUACAGCCGCAGCACCUAUCCUGGCGGGCCGGGCUUCGCUGCCGGCUACGCUGGCAGCCCCGGCGGCCCCGGUGGGAUGGGGCUCCCCUCACACGCCAGCCGCCCCCCAGCCGAUUUCACGCAGGCAGCUGCUGCUGCUGCUGUGGCUGCUGCCGCUGCCACAGCCACGGCCACAGCUACGGCGACGGUGGCAGCACUGCAGGAGAAGCAGAGCCAGGAGCUGAGCCAGUAUGGUGCGAUGGGUGCUGGGCAGCCCUUCAGCAGCCAGUUCCUGCCUCAUGCCGGACCCCGUGGCCCUGCCGGCAUGAGCCCGGCUAGCAUGGCAGGUGUCAUGGCUUCCUCCGGCAUCUCCCCUGUGAGCAUGAGCCCUGCACGGGCACCUGGUGUCGGUGCCCUGUAUGGAGGGCAGCGGGUCCCUCAGCACAGUUACCCCGGUCCCACCCCGAGCCAGCAGCUCCCCCGCCAGGGCCUGAAGCGGGCGUACUCCAACGAGGGUUACCCGGCCCAGCAGUACCUCCAGGGCGGGCAGUACGCUGCAGCUGGGGCCCAGUAUGCGCCCAGCACCCCGCAGCCCUCUGCUCCGUCACCCUCCUACCCUGGCCACAGGCUGCAGCAGGGCAUGAGCCAGUACCUCUCCACCUCGGGCAGCGCUGGACCCUAUUACAAGCCGGCUGACCAGUUCAACGGGCAGAACGCUGGCUUUGGCACCUACAGCCAGGCAGCUGUCAAUGGGCCGGGCCGGUCUGUGCCGGGGUACCCCAGCUCGCCGCUGGCUGGGAACCCCACGCCACCCAUGACACCGGGCAGCGGCAUCCCCCCCUAUGUGUCCCCCGGUCAGGAUGUCAAGUCACCCUUCCUGCCAGACAUGAAGCCUGCCGUCACCUCCCUGCACCCGUCCCCCUCGGGGCCGGCGCCCGGUGAGGAGCUGCGGUUGACGUUCCCGGUGCGGGAUGGAGUGGUGCUGGAGCCCUUCCGCCUGCAGCACAACCUGGCCGUCAGCAACCAUGUCUUCCAGCUGCGCGACUCCGUCUACAAGACCCUCAUGAUGAGGCCUGACCUGGAGCUGCAGUUCAAGUGCUACCACCAUGAGGACCGGCAGAUGAACACCAACUGGCCAGCCUCUGUGCAGGUGAGCGUCAACGCCACACCGCUCACCAUUGAGCGCGGCGACAACAAGACCUCCCACAAGCCGCUCUACCUGAAGCACGUCUGCCAGCCUGGCAGGAACACCAUCCAGAUCACCGUCACCGCCUGCUGCUGCUCCCACCUCUUUGUCCUGCAGCUGGUGCACCGGCCCUCGGUGCGCUCAGUGCUGCAGGGUCUCAUCAAGAAGCGCCUGCUCCCUGCUGAGCACUGCAUCACCAAAAUCAAGCGCAACUUCAGCAGUGGGACAAUCCCUGGGACCCCCGGGCCCAAUGGCGAGGAUGGUGUGGAGCAGACAGCCAUCAAGGUGUCCCUCAAGUGUCCCAUCACCUUCCGGAGGAUUCAGCUCCCAGCCAGGGGCCACGACUGCCGGCACAUACAGUGCUUCGACCUGGAGUCCUACCUGCAGCUCAACUGUGAGAGGGGGACAUGGCGGUGUCCUGUCUGCAAUAAAACGGCUCUGCUGGAGGGGCUGGAGGUAGACCAGUAUAUGCUGGGCAUCCUGAUCUAUAUCCAGAACUCGGAGCAUGAGGAGAUCACCAUCGACCCAACCUGCAGCUGGAAACCCGUCCCAGUUAAACCUGACAUCCACAUCAAGGAGGAGCCAGAGGGGCCAGUGCUGAAGCGGUGCCGGACUCUCAGUCCCACGCACAUGGUGCUGCCCAGCAUCAUGGAGAUGAUUGCGGCCCUGGGACCCAGCUCAGCGCCCUUCCCGGCACUGCCGCCAACGCCGGCAGGUGCUGCUGCCGACUAUGCUGCCCCAGGUUCCAGUUUUCCAGGACCUGGAGGCUUCCCAGAGCCAUUCCCUCCUCCCGGCCCCCCAGGCACACCAACGCUGAGUGAUUUCACACCGGGACCCCCCCCCAUCUCCUACCAGUCCAACAUCCCUGGUGGCCUCCUGGCCCCUGAGAAGCCCCCUGGACCCCCUCUCCCCACACAGCUGCCCCCCCCAGGACGGAUGGAGCCGUCCCACCCACCGGUGCAACCAGGACUGCACACCCCUGCUCCAGGCAGCCAGGCAGCACAGCCGCUGCACCACCGGAACGCACCGGCACGGCCCCCCUUGGGGCCCCCCCGCCCAGCACAUGCCACCGACCUCUCCUUCCCCCCCGCGCCCAUGGCUGGGACGGGCGAUGGGUCAGAGCCUGCCCUCGACCUCCUGCCUGAGCUGACGAACCCUGACGAGCUGCUUUCCUACCUGGGCCCCCCCGACCUCCCCAGCAGCAGCAACGAUGACCUCCUCUCCCUCUUCGAGAACAACUGAGCCAUCCUCAACCCCCACUGUGGGACUGGGGGACAGCACUGGUGUGCCCAUGCCUGCCGCAGAGCCAGGACGCCUGCUAACAGGGGGGCUUCCUGGGAGGGUUGUGAUGGGAUGGACGGAGGGACGGGCUCAGCCCUGCCAGAAGCACAAGGCUGUACAUAGUGUAGAAACACUACUGCGUGUCCCCCCCCGUAUUUAAAGGCAAGCGCGUCGUGCGGGCCCUCUAUCAAUGUGCAUAGGCCGCUUCCCCUUGUAACGCCCUGGCGGGGGUGCGGUGUGUGGGGCUCGGGCCCCUCGGCUGCCCCCGUUGUACCGUUACCGUCUCCGUAUCGCUGCCUAUUAAAGGAUUUCGUUUCGGCGGG